This is a messenger RNA of Pocillopora damicornis (cauliflower coral), 2374 nucleotides long. RefSeq lists its product as uncharacterized. NCBI's taxonomy places the organism in Eukaryota, Metazoa, Cnidaria, Anthozoa, Scleractinia, Pocilloporidae. The record is from RefSeq and is a predicted model, not a curated record. Gene Ontology annotation, molecular function: oxidoreductase activity.
GUCCGAUUAUUAAUUGAUCCAUGAUUUAAGCUGUAUUUUAACCGACAUAAGUAAUGAAGAGGUGCCUGCACAUCUCAGCAUUUCUCGUGUGUUGAAAAGGCUUUCUCAUCUAAACCUUGUACAGUGACCACAAAAUGGCUCAUGAGACAGCCUGGAGAAAGUUAUACAUCUUCCUGGUUCUUCUCGUAAACUGCCGAAACGUUCAUUCGAAGAGACAAGGUUCGGUUCCAGUCACGUCAUUAGGAUGUUACCAAGAUAGUGUGAGCUACCAAAGUCAAAGGAUAUUCCCCAUUCUGUUUUUAAGAGUUAAACCUGCAAGGUGGUGGUCUGAUAGUAACCAUAUCAUACAAUCAUGUGCCUCUGCGGCUGCCGCCCGAGGAUAUCGGAUAUUUUCUAUUCAGGAUUUCGCAGAAUGUCGCUGGGGUCCAAGCGCUGAAAGAGAUUAUGGCAAAUAUGGCCGUGGCUUGUACUGUUACAGAGGACUGGGAUGGAUGGGAUCUGGCAGCGUGUACAGGGUUCAAAGUUCAUCCCCAGUAAAUGGAAAAUGGGCGAGCUGGUCUCGUUGGAGCUCAUGUAGCGCCAGUUGUAAUGGUGGAACUCGAACUCGUCGACGCAGCUGUACCAAUCCUCUACCAGCCAAUGGCGGUGCAAGGUGUUCUGGAUCCAACUCACAGACGCAGUUUUGCAACAGCAACCGCUGCCAUAGUAGAGUUGUUCAUGGUAGGUGGUCAGCAUGGCGGCCAUGGAGCACAUGCUCUCGAAGCUGUGGCAGAGGAUCACAAAUCAGGACCAGAACAUGCACCAACCCCGCUCCAAGAAAUGGUGGCAAUAACUGCCGAGGAUCAAACACUCAAAGAAGGAGAUGCAACUCAAAGAGAUGCCCCGUUAAUGGAGGCUGGUCACGCUGGCGACGGUGGAGCUCCUGCUCCAGAAGUUGUGGGGGUGGAUCACAGCGAACAGUUAGGACAUGUACCAACCCCCCUCCAAGAAAUGGAGGGUCCACAUGUCCAGGAAGGAGCAUUUUAGUCCGUUUAUGCAAUACCAACCGCUGUCCAGGUUGUGUGGAAAGUAGCAUAGUAACCGAUAGAUGUGGCCAGCGGUGUAUGUGUUCACGUGGUCGCUUUAUCCAGUGCACUCGUGUGAGACGGGAAUUUACAGCCAUGUCAAGAGCAGACCGUGAAAAAUACGUCAGAAUUGUUCGCACUGUGUCAACAGACCCCAGAUACAAACCAGAAUAUGACAGAGUAAUAACCCAACAUAGAACAAUAUUCAAUGAUGGGAUUCACCAGCGAGAUUUGUUCUUACCAUGGCAUAGAUGGUACCUACUGCAAUAUGAGAACCUUCUUCGACGCGUAGACUGUACAGUGACAGUACCUUACUGGGACUGGAGCCAGGUAUCACGUUCUCCAUGGCGCGGUAGAGCGUCUGAUUUGUGGUUCUCAGGAAAUAGUGGUUUUGGUGGGAAUGGAGAAAAAACACCUCAACAGUGUGUGACAAGUGGUCCGUUUAGGCGAGGAGUUUGGAAUGUUGUGCCAUCAGCCGGGGGUGGCUGUCUCCGUCGCCAGUUUAAUCUAAGUGACAAUACCCCUGAUUCCGCUGCAGUCGCAGAGGUGUUAAGGAUUCCUCAUUCGGAAUUUGAUUCCUUCGAGAUUGCGCUGCGAAUAAACCUUCAUGACACUGUACACUGCUUAAUUGGAGGCACCAUGUGUUCAUUCGACUCAGCUGCUGCCCCUGAAUUUAUGCUGCACCAUGGUUUUAUAGAUAAGAUAUGGGCAGACUGGCAAAGAAGGAGUAGAAAUCACAUGAAUGCUCAUUUUCCCUCCGUCACUACACCCAUGCCCGGCACAAACCAGCUCCGUACAACAGUAGUUUUGAAUAACUUAAGAUUACCGGGAGGGGUACGAGUGCAGUUCCAGAAUCCACCGAGACCGCAUAUAAGAAACCGUUUUGGAGCCUUGACUACAAAUUCGCUUGGCCAAGCUUCACGAGGGAAGUUUUCUGUCCUUAGUGAAAAAGCUAUGAGGCUGUUCAACGUCUCCAAAACAGAGGAGGAGAAGGCAAGACGACUAGGAAUUUGGUUGCUGCCUACACACCAACGAGCUGGAAAGAGAAACUCCAUGGACACCUCAAUAGAUUUUGGGUUUGAUCCUUAGUCAUUAAUUUGCAACGAUAUCUCGCUAGCUUUAUCAAAAUCUACUUUUAUCUCCAUUGUCAAUCAUCCUUGCGCUCUUUAAAUCCUCAAUGAGAAGUACAGCCAACUGAUGUUAAGUAUGUGUUUGAAAUUGUGGCAUAUUGUCUCAUUUUGUUAGUUGCUGACUUCUUUGAAUCAAUGCAGAUAAACUUUGCGCUUAACCAUUAAAAUCCCUAAGUUUAA